Messenger RNA from Scutellospora calospora, 543 nucleotides. The record is from the annotation of a GenBank genome assembly. Lineage: Eukaryota; Fungi; Glomeromycota; Glomeromycetes; Diversisporales; Gigasporaceae.
AUGACAGAAAAUGCGAAAGAUAGACAAGAGAUAUGGCGUUUUCAUCUCCUCCUGUUUGAUAGACAAUCAAUCAGCUCAGCUAAUCAACACGUGCCAAAUGAAACGUCACGCGAGAAACAACGACUACAAUCACUUAUCCAAGAUCAUGGUUGUAAUAACUGGAGAUUAAUUGCACAGCAUAUGGAAACACGAGAUCAACGUCAAAUUCGUGAACAACGUAAAAUCACACCAUUUGAGUCUCGAAGAAUUCAAGAACUUCAUAGGCAACAUGGUCGUCAGUGGAAACAAAUUGCAACCUUUUUUCCCGGUUUCAGCCCCAUUAUGAUUCGUAACCAUUGGAAUAAUUUACAAAGAAAAAGAGUGAAUCAAAUUCGCUCGAUGAGAAUAAACCAACAACAACAAGCCCUUCCUUUGUUUGGUUGGAAUCAACAACAAACGAAUAUUAUCUCGCUUUUAAAUAAUCAGCAACAACAAAAUCCUCCUUCGGAAAUUAUUCGCAGAAAGAUGUCUAUUUCUUACUUGUUAAACCCAGUUCAGCAAUAA